GGAGGAAAUGGUGGGAUGACGAAUGACAACAAUCAACAAUCAAAGAUAAAAAAAACAAUACUGUUUUCCAUUUAAAUUGGCUCUUAACAGUCUUGGCUCUGUUUUUGAAAAACCUACACCACUAGAUGAUUAAUAAUUAUUCACAGACAUUAAACCAACUUCUUAAUUAGUUAACUACAAUUCCUUAAAAUGUCUACUACAGUAGAUGAUUUAAUCGACUAUGACUGUGAUAGUGAUAACACCUCUGAAGAAGAGGAUGAGGAUGAGCUUACUAAAAUAAUACCACCCCAAGUUGAGGAUACAAAUGAAGUCUUCAAAGCAAGAUAUGUCCUAGGCAUACUGGGAUUUUUAGGUUUUGCAAAUGUUUAUGCUAUGAGAGUUAAUUUAUCUGUAGCUAUUGUCGCUAUGGUUAAUCAAACAGCCUUUCCUGAACCAAUUAGUAAUAAUACUUUUGAACAUUGCCCGUUACCUAAUACCACAAAUUCUACCAUACCAGAUAAACCUGGAGAAUUCGUGUGGAAUGAGCAAACCCAAGGAUUAGUAUUAGGUUCCUUUUUUUAUGGAUACGUUUGCACACAAAUACCUGGGGGAAGAUUAGCAGAAGUAUUUGGUGGAAAAUUAGUCUAUGGUGUUGGAGUGUUGGUCACUUCACUGUUCACAAUUUUAAGUCCAAUUGCUGCGCGAACAAAUUUUACACUUUUCAUACUUGUAAGGAUUCUUGAGGGAAUGGGGGAGGGAGUGACGUUCCCUUCAAUGCAUGCAAUGUUGGCUCGGUGGAUACCACCUUUGGAAAGAAGUAGAUUCGCUGCCUAUGUGUAUGCAGGUUCAAACUUUGGUACUAUAAUAUCGCUCCCUCUGUCAGGAUGGUUAUGUUCGUUAGAUUAUAUGGGUGGAUGGCCCCUAUCCUUUUACCUCUUCGGUAUAUUGGGGAUGUUCUGGUUCAUUUUCUGGAUGUAUUUCAUUUAUGACACACCAAGCACACACCCUAGGAUAGAUAGUAAAGAAAAAACAUUUAUUUUAGCUAGUUUAGGACCUCAGGAUGAAGAUGACAAUUCGCCCAUACCAUGGUGCAGUAUGAUGACCUCUCUCCCCUUAUGGGCAAUUUUGGUUACGAUGUGCGGAAACUCUUGGGCCUUUUACACCCAACUCACAGAGCUCCCCAAGUACAUGAGCCAAAUUUUACAUUUCAACAUACAACAGAAUUCCAUCUUGUCAGCAAUACCAUACCUAACAAGUUGGUGGUUUGGUAUUCUGGCCAGUAUAUUCGCUGACUGGUUAUUGAGGAAAGGAUACUUAUCACUGUCGAUGUCCUACAAAAUAUUUAAUUCGAUAGGCAGUAUAAUUCCCUCACUAGGACUAUUAGGAGUAGCAUAUGUUGGCUGUGACAGACUGUAUACACAGCUCCUGUUAGCUAUUCCGGGAGCCUUCGCUGGCGCUAAUUAUGCAGGAAAUCAAAUGAAUCACAUCGCACUCAGUCCGAAGUACGCAGGAACCAUGUAUGGGAUUACCAAUGCGGCAGCGAAUAUGUGUGGAUUUUUGGCUCCUUACGUUAUAGGGUUGAUAAUAGAGGAUCGGGAUACUUUGGGACAAUGGCAGAUUGUCUUUUAUUUAGCCGCUGGCAUCAAUAUUGGUGCGAACUUAUUUUAUAUUGCCUUUGCCAGUGCCAGAGAACAACCAUGGUCAAGAUCACGAAGAUUAAGUAAUGUUAACUGACAUGCACUCUAUUCAGCUGUGCUUGUUGAUUUUUAAAUCAAUUUAACGGAAGAUCUUUAUACUAUUGUAGAUAUUAUUUGUUGGAUUAAGUUUUAUGUGAUAUCUCAACUAUAUUAUAUGUAUGGGAGAGAAAUGAUUCUCCAGUAUUUUUUGUAUGAAAUAUAUGAUAAUUUUCUCAAACAAAA
Coccinella septempunctata (seven-spotted ladybird) is the source of this 1898-nucleotide messenger RNA. Its product is annotated as putative inorganic phosphate cotransporter. Lineage: Eukaryota; Metazoa; Arthropoda; Insecta; Coleoptera; Coccinellidae. The record is from RefSeq and is a predicted model, not a curated record. Gene Ontology annotation, biological process: monoatomic anion transport; transmembrane transport. Gene Ontology annotation, molecular function: transmembrane transporter activity. The transcript has 9 exons. Bases 190 to 1713 code for a protein of 507 amino acids.